ACAGAAAGAACACACAAGCUUGGUCGUCAUCUUGUCAAAGCUAAGUUUUCCUUCAAAAUAUAAUGUGAGAUUUGAUCUUUGACCUCUUUGUAUAAAAGGCACCUCGCAUCACAAAAUAUGACUGACGAGGAUGUUGUGGACAAGGAUACAUGUUACAAUGUUUAGCGGACUCGAAAUUGAAAGUUUAAUAUCUCACUUGGACGGGGGUGUGCUGUAGACUUCUUUCAAGCAUCCAAAGAUAAACUGGAAUAGACAACCAAUACCAGAACAGCCGAGAAGGCAAAUGACCACUUAGUAACGAUUUUUGUCCCCUAAUGAUACGUUUUGGCCAACAAACUAAUAGCUAACCUUACAGGCAAAAGUGGUACUCCCACAGGCUGGGGUGAUGUUUGACUAAUGCUGUAAGACUGACAGAGAGUUAAGAGAAAUUGUGUGAAUAUUAAGCCUCAUUUGAAGCCAGCUAAAUAGUGAGAGUAGCAGGUUGGAUGCAUUUUGUGUAGCGUGUUGCUGCGGUAUGUUUAUUUAUUUGAUAAGACAUUUCCUGAUGAUAUAAUUACCUGUGAAAAACAAACAGAAAAUUGCAGGAAUUAAUUUGCAUGGCAACAUUGUGUAACUUUGCUUAGCAUCAUCACAUCAUGGUGCCGGCAUCAGACGAUGACAUGCAAAUAUAAUAUGGUAAAUUAUAGGGACUACCGGCGUGGCUCCGCGAGCAGAAGAACUCUGCUGUCUCUGUAAAUCAAGCAUGCAGUGAGGGAUUUAUUGCUUUAAUUAACUACAUUUACUUGCAAAACCGACUGGACAGCCACACAAAAAGAAUUUUCCCAUUAAAAUUAGAAGCAAAAGCAUCGACCAACAACGCUUUAUUCCAGAUUCUUUAAAAGACCAUUUGUAAAUAAUCAGAAAUAAAAUAAACUAAAGAACUAUACGUAUAUGUCCAUUUGUUAGUUCCUAAAAAGUUGAAAAUUAGGUUAUCCACAUGUUUCCCUUUAAUUAACCUUCCGCAUCUAUAAUUAACAUGAGCGACUGAGGAUUAAACUUUUUUAACAAGGGAAUAACAUCCACCCAUAUCCUGAGUUAAGAUCCCUACUGACGACACACACACGCCCCGUAACAAUCCUCAGUGAAGUGAGUGAUAUAAAUAAAUAACUGAUCCAUUGAGCCAAGACCAGUCGAGCUCCCAGAAGCCCUCAGGAAACUCCCAGAGUUCCCUCUUGUACGUCAUCAGCACCUCCUGUUGCCUAGCACCCUCACACAUCACCCACCUGCUUGACGCCUUUGAAUUUUUUUUUAAAAACGCUUAAGAGUAUUUUAAUUUGAUAUUAACACAUUACAAACUUGAUCCAUAGCAUCCCGAGAUAAAUUAUGCUACUAGAGGAGAUGACAUGUGCCAGGUUUUUGUUUAGUUUUUUCAAUAAAAGUUUUGAGUUUAAGCCUCUGGAGAGAUGUCACGUAUCAGGGUUGAAUACACAAGAAGACAACUAAUUAUUGUGACUGAUGCCCCCCACGCAUUGAUCUCAUCUACCAAUGCUCUCCCCUACCCUCUCUCUAUGUGGCAUGCCAAUCAAUGCAUCCUAACCAAACUACCCUGUGGGCAGGAGGGAGGAGAAACUGCAACACUGUGAUGGAAAUAGUUGGAAAGGGGAGGGGAGACAGAGACGACAAACGAGCCUAUGAGAAAAUAUAUAAAUAUAUUUAUUUAUAGAGAGAGAGGGGGAAAGAGAGAGAAAUCAGAAACUCUACCAUAGCUUUAUCUAUCACAGCAUUCAUCCAGGCAGGCAGGUAUUGGCGUCUCCUUAAUCCAGGAUUAUAACCUUCAAGUCGGACAUGGAUAACGCUAAGGAUCCCUCCAACACCCUGGUGCUGACAUUUAAAGAAGACACUGCACUGACGGAGAUGAUGCGUCGUCGUGUGUCGUCUUUGCAGCGGUCAGGGCAGAAGCGUCAGGAUGGCGAACGUCUGCUUCUUCCCCAUGAGUCCGUGUAUCGGCUGGACUUCCCCACCCAGGAGCUGAACUUCUCCCGCUGGUACUUCUCCCUCAUCGCCUACGGUCGUGUCACCAUUACCGGUAUUUCCCAGCACUGGACCCCGGACCUCACCAACCUGAUGACCCGUCAGCUACUGGAGCCGAUCGGAACGUUUUGGCGAAACGCUGGCGACCCAGAGGAUUCGCCACUCAAAUGGCUGGAGGCGGACAUGCAGGAGUUCGGCGAAAGGAUUGCGGAGCUGGCCGGGGUCAGGAAGGUUAUGUACUUCCUGUUUGCUUUCAAGGAUGGGGCGGAGGCAGCAAAUCUUAGUUGCUCGGUGGAGUUUACAACAGACAAAUGACGCUUCACUUUUUGCCAGUAGAGUCCUGUUAGAUUACUGGAGAAUCACUGCAAUAUUUUGUUCAAUGCUUGACCUUUGAAAAACAUCACACUAGAGCUGAAUGACGAGUCUCACUGAUUAUUCUGUAAUUGUACAGUAACAAGAUUGUUUUUCCACCUCUUUAUUAAUUUGCUAUAGCAGCCAUGUCAAAAUUUAAUAACUUAAGCUUUAAAUAAAAUGUAUAAAGAGUGACUUGUUCUUUGAGUUGUUACUGUCUUUGCUGUUGUUGUUGUAUUGUGUUUCUGAAGAAUGUUACUGCUCACAGUAUAGACCGAUACAUGCAAAACAAGUAGCAGUGAAUGGAAUAUCAAAUAUUCACACUGGAUGACUGCCGGCCUGACACAAAACAAAGAUCAAUGGAGUGCCAUCUAUUAAAAAUCGACUGAAAGCUGUGUGUGUGUUCUCACUGGUGCUGAUUAUUAUUGGUGUUACUGGACAGAUGAAGAGGCGAGGGAGUAAGGAGGGAGGAAAGUCAGGUUUAUAAAUAAACCCCC
This is a messenger RNA of Micropterus salmoides (largemouth bass), 2858 nucleotides long. Its product is annotated as olfactory marker protein-like. Gene Ontology annotation, biological process: signal transduction; sensory perception of smell. The coding region runs from base 1825 to 2325 and encodes 166 amino acids. The transcript has 2 exons. The record is from RefSeq and is a predicted model, not a curated record. NCBI's taxonomy places the organism in Eukaryota, Metazoa, Chordata, Actinopteri, Centrarchiformes, Centrarchidae.